AUGUCUGGAGAACGAAAAAACCUGAGUCGGGAAGAAGCCUUGGAGCUUUAUUUUAGAUUACCGGACAAGUCGAAUGACAGCGCCGAUGAGUACUGCGAUAGUUCUGAUGAGGAAGACUUUGUGCUUGGAAGCACUGAGAGCAGCGAAGAGGACGACGUUUCGCCACCUCUGCCUGUUCCCACGACAAGCAAGCGCAAAAAAAUUGCGCGCAAGCCUUACUCAGGAAAAAGAACAAAACCAAAAAAAGUGAAGAAGCUCCCUGAAGGGUCAGGUGAUGAUAAUACAUCCAGCCAGUGGGACACGUCCAAAUUCAUUGCGACGAUUCCGACAAAUCAUAAUGCAUCUGGAUCGCAGAAGAUCUUGGAAAGAAGCACUGCCAUUGAAGCAUUCAUGCUUUACUUCGAUGAGGACGUGAUCAAACAUAUCGUGGAUCAAACAAACUUGUAUGCAGCAACAACCAACCGGAAACGAUGGACGACACUCACGUGCUUGGAGCUUCGUGCCUACCUUGGAGUCCUCAUUUUGAUGAGUGUAAAUCGCAUGCACCACCUGCAAAUGUACUGGUGCUCAGACAGCUUAUUUCAUGUGAAAGAAAUCGCCCAAGUGAUGACCUACAAACGAUUUCAACACAUAACAAACUGCCUGCACCUCAACGACAAUGAAAAAAUGCCCGACUACGGCUCAAAAGAUUUUUACCGUGCAUACAAAGUUCGGCCAUUGAUAGAGAUGAUGAACGAGAGGUUCCAGGCCCACUACUCGCCAUCCAGUCACCUCUCUGUCGAUGAGAGCAUGAUUCUGUUCAAAGGCCGCUCAAGCAUGAAACAAUACAUGCCAAUGAAACCAAAAAUCAAGAGAGGAUACAAAGUUUGGUCUCUAGCGGAUUCUGAGACGGGCUAUCUCCUAAAGUUCCAGCUCUACGAAGGAAAGAGUAUGCAGAAGCCAGAAGACAGAACCUUGGGCGAACACGUUGUCCUGACUUUGGCCGAUGGUGCCGUCCCUGCUGGCUCGCAGUUAUUUUUUGAUAAUUUCUUCAGCUCCACUAAGCUGCUUCAAGAGCUGCGAGAGAAAGACAUCCUUGCUUGUGGCACAUUUAGAGUGAACAAGAGGGAUCUGCCAUCCGAAGUCAAAGUUGACAACAAGCUGGAGCGAGGGUCCUACAUUUGGAGGAAGAAGGCUGAUGUGGUAGCCUACCAAUGGCGAGACUCUAAAAAUGUGCACAUCAUGUCCAACUAUCAUGACCCAGAAAGCGUCGUGCAGGUCCAGCGAACCCUUCAAAACGGGAAGAGAAAGGAAGUGGACUGUCCAUGUGUUGUGAAAGAAUACAACGCAUGGAUGGGAGGGGUUGAUAAAUUUGACCAGAAAAGGAAUGCCUAUCCAGCGGACCGCCGUUCAAAGCGCUGGUGGAGCCGUAUCUUUUACUUCAUUUUGGCCGCAGCGGUGGUCAAUGCUUUCAUUCAAAUUUCCUCCAUGAGUCCUGUCACCUAUCUGCAGUUCCGCCUGAUGCUUGGGCGUCUCCUGAUUGCCCAAAACACGUUUCGAAAAUCGAAAACAACGCUGAAAGCCCACUACAACAAGAAAGGCAAGAAGAAUGGGCGCGCAAUGAGUGGUGUACCAGAUGAACUCCGAUUUGCCGGAAAUGGUCACCACCCCGUCCUCACUGGGAAGCGACUGCGGUGCCGGUGGUGCUCUACAAAGCAGAAGGAAGUGCGCACCAAAUACUUCUGCAAAAUGUGCAAUGUGCCACUAUGCGUCACUUGCUUUGGCCCGUUUCACUGCUGCUGA
This is a messenger RNA of Dermacentor andersoni, 1782 nucleotides long. RefSeq names its product piggyBac transposable element-derived protein 4-like. The record is from RefSeq and is a predicted model, not a curated record. NCBI's taxonomy places the organism in Eukaryota, Metazoa, Arthropoda, Arachnida, Ixodida, Ixodidae.